AGGAAUUAUGGGGAGAGGAAAGAUAGAGAUAAAAAGGAUAGAAAACACAAGCAACAGGCAAGUGACAUACUCAAAAAGAAAGAAUGGAAUCAUUAAGAAAGCUAAAGAAAUAACUGUUCUUUGUGAUGCUAAUGUCUCUCUUGUUAUCUCUGGAUCUUCUGGCAAGAUGUAUGAGUAUUGCAGCCCCAAAACCAACCUGAUUGACAUGCUGGAUAGAUAUCAAAGACUUUCAGGAAACAAGUUGUGGGAUGCUAAACAUGAUGAUUUGCAGAGUGAAAUUGACAAAAUCAAGAAAGAGAAUGAAACCAUGCAAAUUGAGCUAAGGCACUUGAGAGGGGAAGACAUAACAUCUUUGAGCAUUGAAGAACUAAUUGCUUAUGAAGAUGCACUCGAAAACGGACUCACAAACAUUCGUGAUAAAAAGGAUGAAAUCCCCAAAUUGAUGAGGAAACAUGAACAAGCUCUGGAAGAGGAAAAUAAGCAACUUAUGUAUUUGGUGCAACAAACUGAGAUGACAAGUAUCGGAGAUUAUCAAGGUCAGCAGCCAUUUUCCUUUAGGGUUCAACCAAUGCAACCUAACUUGCAAGACAGGAUCUAA
This is a messenger RNA of Erigeron canadensis, 598 nucleotides long. RefSeq names its product agamous-like MADS-box protein MADS9. The transcript is spliced from 7 exons. Gene Ontology annotation, biological process: positive regulation of transcription by RNA polymerase II. Lineage: Eukaryota; Viridiplantae; Streptophyta; Magnoliopsida; Asterales; Asteraceae. Gene Ontology annotation, molecular function: DNA-binding transcription factor activity, RNA polymerase II-specific; RNA polymerase II cis-regulatory region sequence-specific DNA binding; protein dimerization activity. The coding region runs from base 8 to 598 and encodes 196 amino acids. Gene Ontology annotation, cellular component: nucleus. The record is from RefSeq and is a predicted model, not a curated record.